Parastagonospora nodorum SN15 is the source of this 1320-nucleotide messenger RNA. RefSeq lists its product as hypothetical. The transcript has 4 exons. Lineage: Eukaryota; Fungi; Ascomycota; Dothideomycetes; Pleosporales; Phaeosphaeriaceae. Bases 1 to 1320 code for a protein of 439 amino acids. The record is from RefSeq and is a predicted model, not a curated record.
AUGGCGACGGCAGUCAUUCCUCCACCCUUCACAAUUACAGCCAAUGACAAGCGCGGCUUGAUUGUCGUCACAGUAGCAUUGGUUUUAGCCUUUGUUUGGCUCUGCUCUUUGAUCAGGAUAUGGCUUCGAAUCCAAGGACGGGACUGGAAAGUUGACGACUGGUUGCUGGCAACUGCCACGUUGCACCACCGCCACAGUCCGCUGACGCCGCACAAGCUGGUACACACAGCCCAGUCAGGCAUAAUUCUUCAUUUAGUCGAUCUAGGCUUGGGAUUAUCAAGAGAUGCGAUAUCUGCGGAGCAAGCGGAGCAAUUUGGAAAGGAAGCCAUUGCUUCACAAAUCUUCUAUAUCUGCACUCUGUUGCUCUCAAAAUGCUCCGUCCUAUUCCUGUACGUUCGCUUGUCGCCGGGCGGGGCUCACAAGGUCAUGACAUUUGCGACUCUCGGAGCCUCUUUCGUAUGGGCUAUAUUAGCCAUCAUAUUGAUAGUGGUCCCAUGCAACCCAACGCAAUACUAUACGCACCCUGAAAAGUGUACCAACAGAUGGUCGAAAUGGCAAGCAAUCGGCUCACUCGACAUCAUAACAGAAGCCUUCAUCUUCGGCAUUGCGUGUCAGAUGGUCUGGUCACUACAAAUGAAGUUGAAGUCUAAGAUCUUCGUGGUCGUCGCAUUUUCCGCUCGAUUACCCGUCAUAGCCAUUGCUGGUACAAGGCUCUACUAUCUCCACCGUCACUUCCUCGGCAAGACCGUCACAUUCGAAUACUUAGUGGCGACGCAGUGGCAAAUGGGUUAUGCGAUAAUGUCCUCAACAAUCACUGGCAUGGGUCCGUUUAUACGACCCUUCAACAAGGAGUACCAGUCGAGCUAUGCCAAAAGCAAGUUUGGAUAUGGGCAUAGCUCAUCUCGAGGGCCAGAUACGCUCCGCAGUACAAGAGCGUCGGCGGUACCUCAGCGGGCUUCAUGGCAGUCUGAGGGCUAUCUCAUGGAAUCCAUACCAUCGAGCCGUGGCAGUCGAGUCACAACAUCAGAUGGCCCUGAAAUGAAUACAAUCGAAGAAUCUUCAGCCACGGAUGCGCCUGCCACUUCAACGACGCCUGUCCCAGCUACCUCUCAUGUACCCAAUAUCUUGAAAGCAGACGCCAAUUUUAGACCGAUUGAUGAUGUGACAAGAACAGAUUGGGAAGUCUGGGUGGGUGAUCGAACAAUGAGUUUUGGAGGGGACGAAGACAUGAAUCCAAAACGCAAAGAAGACAGGGGAUUGGUUAUCAACAAGAGGACGCAGGUCAAAAUUGAAGUUGAUCGAGCCAGUUGCGUGAUAUAA